AUGGGCUCAGCCGAAGAAUCAACAGUUUUAGUCGUGCCACUGGAGAGCGCUCAGAAGAUCAGGUCCGAGUUAGAGACCUUACAGGUAUGGGAUGCUACACAUAAACUGAAGAAACUGACAGAUUCAAAUCACGUAGCAAUACCAAUUAUUGUAAAUGAACAAAAUAAAUCACUUAUCGCUGAUAAGUGGCCAGAUUUCGAGGUUACCAGAACAUGUCUGCCUAUUUCUAAAAAGGUGAAAGUCAAACAAAAUAAUCCUGCUGUCAGACUUCGAGAUGAAAUAGGGCAACUGUUGAAACUGUAUGGGAUCUCAGAAGAGCUGUUAAAUGAAGUUCCUUCAAAAUGGGAGAAGCAUGGUGACCUUGUGAUUAUACCAACACAUUCGUUCUCAUCUUCAAAAUGGGCUGCAAUUGGUGAUCAGUUGUGGGAGGUGGUAGCCAAAUGCUUGGCUUGCAGAAGGCUAGCUCGUCAUUCAGCUAUUGCAAAUAAUGGAUUCCGGAGUUCAAGGGUCAUAAUGCUCAUAGGUCAAAAUGGGGAGGUUACUCAUGUAGACAAUGGGAUCAGGUAUACCUAUGACGUGACCAAGUGCAUGUUUAGUCCUGGCAACAUCACCGAAAAGCUCCGGGUCGCCAGCCUUGACUGCUCAAAUGAAACAGUGGUGGAUCUAUAUGUGGGUAUUGGCUAUUUUACGUUGCCAUACCUUGCCCAUGCCAAGGCCGGCCAUGUCCAUGCAUGUGAGUGGAAUCCCGAUGCUGUCAUUGCCCUGAAACGUAACUUGCUCAUCAACGGAGUUGCUGAGAGAUGUACCAUACAUGAGGGGGACAACAGAAUGCUUCAGCUCCCACCAGUGGCUGACAGAGUUAACCUUGGCCUGAUUCCAAGCUCAGAGGAAGGAUGGCCUGUGGCUGUCCGAGUGCUAAAAUUAAGUGGAGGAAUAUUACACAUUCAUGGAAAUGUUACAGCCUUCAGUGACAGAAAAGCAAUGGACGGCAAGACUUCAGAUUUUAUUGGUGAUAAAUUCCAGCAGAUUGAUGUGUCAGAGAAUAGAUGUUGCAAGCUAGAUGCUUCCCGUCAGAGGGCAAAGGAGAAUGUGCUUAUAACAGACGAUAACAUUAGGAAUCUUUCUUGCUUUUAUCAGGAAGGGACAGCAAUGAAUACAGCAGAACUUGAUCAGAAAAUUAGAAAUAAUGCGCAGGAGAAUAGAAAUAAUUCUUUGGAAAGCUGUAAGGACUUGAAAACAAAUUCGGGCAUCUCAUAUCUUUCUGGUUCAUUUCUGUGUGGUGAGGGUGAUGUCAGCUCGCAGCCUGAAGAGCACACAUUGUAUCUGCCUUGUGAGAACUCUCUGGAUAUGGACCAGAGAUGGCGACAGACGUCUUCUCAGUCUAUCACGUCAAAUUUUGACUGUGAGUUUACAAUGGUAGCAGUUGACAGUCGGAAGAAUGUUAAUUUAGAAGACAGUAGAAAAGAACAUGAUAUGAACUCAAAAGAUACUUGCCAGUCAGUGCAACACACGUGCACAGAUUAUACAGAUAAGGAAUUAGAUCAAAUAAACCAAAACAGAAAUGAAACAAAUGUACUUUUGGCUUGUGAGCAGUGGUCACAAUAUGUACAGAGACAAAUCAAAUCUCUUUUGGAGACAAAGAAAGGAGGUUCCUGGGCUGUUACCAAGUUACAUUUAGAAAUUGUGAAAUCAUACGCACCUCAUAUCGUUCAUGUUGUGUUGGAUUUAGAGUGCAGGCCUGUGUAG
Molecule: messenger RNA, 1746 nt
Organism: Candidula unifasciata
Lineage: Eukaryota; Metazoa; Mollusca; Gastropoda; Stylommatophora; Geomitridae
Source: the annotation of a GenBank genome assembly